CUUUUGUCAAUGCAGUAACGACAGAUUGUCCUUCAUCUUUGGUAACAUUUCGAUGAUAUCAAACCUGGCUAAGUAUCGUUUUAGGAGUGUUUUACCAUCGCAAUACCUUUGAGCACCACGCUCAGCCAGAUCUAUUUGGCCCUUGCCGUGGGUGGAUAUAUAUUCUUCACAGGUACUUGGCCCCUCAAGCGUGAAUAUGGCAUCUGCCACCUCCCAUCGGCGAUGUCCACCUAUGUCUUCGAACUCGACCAUCCAGCUCUUCGCUUUACCGCAUUUCAAACCCGACCUGUAUGAGCGCGCGUGGCAAUCGAUUCCACACCCGCACGCACCGCUCAUAGCGACAGCACAUCAUAAAUCCGUCACGAUUUUUUCUCUUUCAACACUCUCCUCACACAGCACUCUCAGUGGCGGCCACGAGCGCUCCGUUCGUUCGAUAGCAUGGAAGCCGUACGCGACACCAAACAAAUUAUGUCUUGUAACGGGAAGCUUCGAUCGAACAGCAGGCCUUUGGCGCUGGGAAGAAGAGGGGCAUUCUUCGUCUGAUGCGCUCGAUAUCACCGCGACACGCGACAGCAGUAGUGAUAAGGAAGACAAGGACUGGGAGUUCACACUUGUGUUAGAGGGACAUGAUUCCGAGAUCAAGUCGGUGGCCUUCGCGCCUGGCGGUCAGUAUCUUGCCACAUGCAGUCGGGAUAAGUCAGUCUGGAUCUGGGAGGAUAUUGGCGCAAGUGAAUCGGAUGAUGAAUGGGAGACGGUCGCGGUGUUGAACGAGCAUGAAGGCGACGUCAAAGCUGUGGCCUGGUGUCCUGAAACAAACCGCAGGGACAAGGGUCGGUACGCACCAGAUUGCCUGGCAAGUGCAAGUUACGACAACACCGUCAGGAUAUGGAGGGAGGAUGGCGAUGGGGAGUGGGUAUGUGUCGCAGUACUCGAGGGACACGAAGGCACAGUUUGGGGGAUAGCAUGGGAGCCCAGACCGGAGGGCACGCGAUACCCGCGGCUGAUGAGUUGGAGCGCUGAUUGCACCAUCCGCGUGUGGGAAUUGAAGGAAGAGGACGAGGAGGAGGACAAGGAACCGCAAUUACAGUAUGCAUGGGGCGGAUUGAGGAGCAUUCCGAAUACUAUGCGCAGGUCGAUGAAGGACGAAUGGGAGUGUACCGAUAUCCUCCCCAAAGCUCACACCAGAGACAUUUACUCGGCGGCGUGGAGCCAAGACUCGGGCCUGGUCGCCAGCACUGGAAGCGAUGGUAUUCUGGCUAUAUAUGAGGAAGAAGCUGCAGGGCCUGGCAUAUUGAAUGGCGAACGACAUGCAACUGAUGCCGAGGCCAACGCGGAGCUUGAUGGCGACGUACCCAUGACCAAUAGACAUGAUGCAACACCCAAAAAGCAAUGGUAUAUCAAGACGACGAAACCGAAUGCACACGGCCCAUACGAGGUCAAUCACGUCACGUGGUGCAAGCGCUACGACUCUGCAUGUCCUCCUGAAAGGAAAGGGAUUGAAGAGAUGCUUGUCACGACCGGCGAUGACGGCAUAGUCCGUCCAUGGCAGGUCAUACGAUGAUGCAGAUGGGCUUGGCAUAUACUGCGGGGCCGCAGACAUGGCUUGGAGAUAUAAACGACCGAGAUACUUGGUUAAGGUCGAUCUUGCCACCCCUAGACUAAAGCAUAUGCAUCGGAUCAUGACUACGGUUUGGCGGAUAAGGGUUGCAUCACAUUCAUAAUCGGUUUAGGUUCACUCUUCUAUGCGGGACUCAGGCUCCCAAGUUGAGUUGCAUAUCAUUAGAGUUAAACUUGGCCCAUGAGUCUAGUUACGAGCAUUUCGUAGUCGAGGGCCGUGGUGGGCCUAACAAAUCUCCGUCGUUGGCACUCAACAGCGAACGGCACGUAAAUUCGUCUGAACUACUUGAUCAUGUGGUGAGAUAGGCUCCGUUGCCACUUAUACUACUGUUGAAAGGUAAUCUGUGUGUGGUGACCUGUGGCCA
This is a messenger RNA of Pseudomassariella vexata, 1982 nucleotides long. RefSeq names its product WD40-repeat-containing domain protein. The record is from RefSeq and is a predicted model, not a curated record. Lineage: Eukaryota; Fungi; Ascomycota; Sordariomycetes; Amphisphaeriales; Pseudomassariaceae. Gene Ontology annotation, cellular component: cytosolic [4Fe-4S] assembly targeting complex. The transcript has a single exon. Gene Ontology annotation, molecular function: protein binding. Gene Ontology annotation, biological process: iron-sulfur cluster assembly. Bases 197 to 1561 code for a protein of 454 amino acids.